This is a messenger RNA of Chanos chanos (milkfish), 1859 nucleotides long. RefSeq names its product tropomodulin 4 (muscle) (gene tmod4). Bases 146 to 1705 code for a protein of 519 amino acids. The transcript is spliced from 12 exons. The record is from RefSeq and is a predicted model, not a curated record. Gene Ontology annotation, biological process: pointed-end actin filament capping; actin filament organization; muscle contraction. Gene Ontology annotation, cellular component: myofibril; cytoskeleton; striated muscle thin filament. Gene Ontology annotation, molecular function: tropomyosin binding. NCBI's taxonomy places the organism in Eukaryota, Metazoa, Chordata, Actinopteri, Gonorynchiformes, Chanidae.
AAAAAGUCAUGACCCUUUCCAAUACCAACUGCAGGCUUUGCCCUGCAUAAGACUUGAGCACUGAGCUACUGUGAAGCUCCCCACCCUGAGGUCCCUCUCCCUCUGGAGUUGUGUUGUACAGUAGGAGUCCAGCUAACCAGCCAAAAUGUCCAAGAGCGAUCCACGGGAUAUCGACGAGGAUGCAAUCCUCAAGGGCCUCAGCGCUGAGGAGCUGGAACAGCUGGAGUAUGAACUCCAGGAGAUGGAUCCAGAGAAUGCCAUUCUCCCAGCCGGUUUUCGUCAGCGUGACCAGACUAAGAAGACUCCGACGGGUCCGUUUGACCGCGACGCCCUGCUGACGUUCCUGGAGAAACAGGCGAUGGAGCAUGAGGACAGAGAGGACCUGGUGCCUUUCACCGGAGAAAAGAGAGGGAAGGCUUUUGUGCCAAAGCCUGGUGCAGGGAAAAUCCCCGAGGAGGAGCAGAUCACCUUGGAGCCCGAGCUGGAGGAGGCCCUGAAAAACGCCACCGAUGCUGAGAUGUGCGACAUAGCCGCUAUCUUGGGAAUGUACACACUGAUGAGUAACAAGCAAUAUUACGACGCCUUAGGAGCGACUGGCAGGAUCGCCAACACGGAGGGCAUCAACAGUGUCGUUAAGCCUGAUGUGUACAAAAUCUACCCUGACGAGCCUCCAAAUCCAACCAACGUUGAAGAGACCCUUCAAAGGAUCCAGAAAAACGACAGCAGUCUGACAGAGGUUAACCUCAACAACAUCAAGGACAUUCCCAUCCCAACACUGAAAGAGAUCUUUGAGGCCAUGAAGAGUAACAGUCACGUGGUUAGCCUCAGCAUAGCCGCUACUCGCAGCAAUGACCCUGUGGCUUACGCUGCAGCAGAGAUGCUUCAGAGUAAUACCACCUUAGAGAGUCUUAACAUUGAGUCCAACUUCAUCACAGGAGAGGGGAUAUUGGCUAUCGUCAAGGCGCUGGCAGAGAACUCAACGCUGGUUGAGCUCAAGAUUGACAACCAGAGACAAAAACUGGGUGAUUCGGUAGAGAUGGAGAUUGCCAACCUGCUGGAGAAUAACCCCAGCAUUCUGAAGUUUGGCUACCACUUCACCCAGCAGGGUCCACGAGCCCGGGCAGCCAGCGCCAUCACAAGAAACAAUGACUACCUUAGACAACGACGAAUUGAACACAAAGUACAACCCGGAGAGACACUGCAGGGACUGGCAUUGAAGUACGGCGUAUCGAUGGAAACGAUCAAAAGAGCAAACAGACUCUACACGAAUGAUUCCAUCUUCUUGAAGAAGUCUCUGUCCAUUCCUGUGAUAUCAGAGCAUGAUUCACUUGGUAAUGGAGUGGAACCAGUCAAAGAGAACACAGAUCAAGAACAAACAGCAUACGCAGAGAUCGCUAGCACGAAUGGGAAGCCGACCUCUGAAGAGAGAAAAGAAGGGAACUCGGACCUUUCUCCGAUGGACUAUUUGAAACGGAUCGAUAGCUUGAUCCAUGAAUCAAAACAAGCAGCUGUGAAGAAAUGUCAAGAAGGAGAAAAACACCUUUCCACAAUGGAACAGCUCCGUGCCUUACAUCAAGGCCCGAGUGUCUCCCAGCCCAGCCCCACCCCAAUCAACCAGCAAGCAAUACUGGGAGCUGUUCCACUCACCAUCACCAAACGCACCAGAAACCUGAAGGAGAGGGAGGAUGACUUGUUUCAGCUCUGACACAGGCCUGUGUCUGUGUCACCAGGAUUUAGUCUGUUCUUGUAGUGUCUCAAUACAAAAUCAACCACAGGGAAUGAGUGUCAGAGUCCUAGAUACAGACUCAUUGGUAGAAUGACAUAUGACUUGUAGAAACAAAGUUUUUUAUUAUCAUCAA